UUCAGCAGAAUGGCAGACAUGUCAGUGGAGGAGAUGAAAAUCAAAGCCAACGAUGUAACAAAUGAGUCACUUGAAAGCACUAGACGGAUGUUACAAAUGACAGAAGAGAGUUUGAAUGUUGGGGUCAAAACAAUGACUAUGCUAGAAGAGCAGGGAGAACAACUAAAGAAUGUGGAUCGGGAAAUGGACCAGAUCAGUCAGGACAUGAAACAAGCUCGAAAAAACCUGAAUGAACUGUCCAAAUGCUGCGGCCUGUGUUUGUGCCCAUGUAACAGAGUGACUGGAGAAAAAAGCAAAGGAAAAAAGCAAAGGAAAAAAGCAAAGGAAAGCAAGCAGAAGGUGGUAUCCAUCCAACCGACUGCUGUUCGCAAUGGGCAGGCUGUUUCUGCUGGGUCAGCGGCCCCCACCGGCCCCUACAUCAAGAGAGUUACAAAUGACGCGCGAGAAGAUGAGAUGGAGGAGAAUCUGGGGCAGGUGGGCAGCAUCAUCGAGAAUCUCAAGACUUUGGCCUUGGAUAUGGGCAAUGAGAUUGACAAACAGAACAAAUCCAUUGACCGCAUCACUGAUAAGGCUGAUAUGAAUAUUGCUCACACUGAUGAAGCCAGCCAGCGAGCCAACCAAAUUCGGUAGAGAAUGGACACUGCUAGCAUCACUCAGGAGGCUGAUUGUUUGAUCUCUCUCUCUCUCUCUCUCUCACACACACACACACACUUUCUGCUUCACAUCAAUGAAUUGCAGCAAGUGAGUUAAGUUCUUCCAGUGCCAUCUCUGCCUUUUUUGCCGUUCUGUUUGUACUAUUGUAAAUAGUUGGACACAUGCACACACAGAUCUACUCUAGAGCCUCCUGUACAAUCAUGUCUUCACCCUUAAUACGUAAGACUAAUAUGCUGGACGCACCGAGUGCAGUUGUUUUUGUGGCUUUGCUCACUACUGCCCUCUCAGUCUGUAAUGGAAGGAGUCUAAUCUCUGGAGAUGGUGAUGGGUUUUGUCCGUCCCUCUCCCUGCACUUCAGUCAACGUGGAAAAUUGUUUCACUAAUCUGAAUGAAGGGCCAAAGACUUGCGACAGAACUUUUAAUGUUCUGGUUUGCUGCCCUUAUAGCCGUUGAUUUAUGUUUGUUUUUAUGCAAUUUUUUUCUGUUUAGCUGUAUCUGAGACUGAUUAUGGACAAGACAUUAAUGGGCCUUGUGAAUACAGUUAGUCCUGUUCAGUGUUUUGGGGGAAUGUAUGGUAGCGUCCUUUUUAAUGGCAUAAUUUACCAUGCUAUAUAGAAAUAAGAUAUUUCAAUGUAUCUAUUUUACUGCAAAUAAAGCCAAUAAAAUAA
Cyprinus carpio (common carp) is the source of this 1322-nucleotide messenger RNA. RefSeq names its product synaptosomal-associated protein 23-like. The transcript has 7 exons. The coding region runs from base 10 to 630 and encodes 206 amino acids. Gene Ontology annotation, biological process: exocytosis; synaptic vesicle priming; synaptic vesicle fusion to presynaptic active zone membrane. Lineage: Eukaryota; Metazoa; Chordata; Actinopteri; Cypriniformes; Cyprinidae. Gene Ontology annotation, molecular function: SNAP receptor activity; syntaxin binding. Gene Ontology annotation, cellular component: SNARE complex; plasma membrane. The record is from RefSeq and is a predicted model, not a curated record.